Molecule: messenger RNA, 1059 nt
Organism: Penicillium nucicola
Lineage: Eukaryota; Fungi; Ascomycota; Eurotiomycetes; Eurotiales; Aspergillaceae
Product: replication factor C subunit 5
Exons: 6
Coding region: 1-1059 (352 amino acids)
Biological process (GO): DNA repair; DNA-templated DNA replication
Cellular component (GO): Elg1 RFC-like complex; DNA replication factor C complex; Ctf18 RFC-like complex
Molecular function (GO): ATP hydrolysis activity; DNA clamp loader activity; DNA binding
Source: RefSeq, a predicted model, not a curated record
AUGGCUCUUCUAGUUGACAAACUGCGGCCGCGCACCCUCGACUCCCUGACGUACCACUCAGACCUCUCCGAUCGCCUGCGCUCACUGGCCCAAAGCGGAGACUUCCCCCACCUACUAGUCUACGGACCCUCAGGAGCAGGAAAAAAGACACGGAUAAUUGCAACGCUGAAAGAACUGUACGGACCCGGAGUCGAAAAGAUCAAAAUCGACGCAAGAAUCUUCCAAACAACUAGCAACCGCAAACUAGAAUUCAACAUCGUCUCAUCAGUCUACCAUCUCGAAAUCACGCCCGCAGAUGUCGGAAACUACGACCGAGUUGUGGUCCAAGAAUUGUUGAAGGAAGUCGCACAGACGCAGCAGGUCGACCUGGGCGCAAAGCAACGAUUCAAGGUUGUCGUUAUCAACGAGGCUGACCACCUCACGCGCGAUGCUCAGGCAGCUCUCCGACGGACUAUGGAGAAGUACAGUCCUAAUCUGCGGCUGAUCCUUUUGGCCAACAGUACUUCCAAUAUCAUUGCUCCUAUUCGUUCGCGAACCCUGCUGGUCAGGGUUGCUGCACCUACAGUCAAUGACAUCUGUGCAGUCCUUGGUGGGGCUGCGAAGAAGGAGGGGUGGACUGAGGCUGAGGGGCUUCAUAUGAGAAUUGCGAAAGAGAGUGGGAGGAAUCUGCGCCGAGCUCUGCUUAUGUUUGAGUCAAUUCAUGCACAGAAUGAAAAGGUUACAGACAAGAGCCUCAUCCCGCCUCCAGAUUGGGAGGCCCUUGUUACUCUUACAGCCGAUGAGAUAUUGGCCGAACGAUCACCGGCUCGGCUGUUGCAGGUUCGCGCACGUCUUUAUGAUCUCUUGACUCAUUGCAUUCCUCCCACGACUAUCCUGAAAACACUGACAUUCAAGCUUGUUGCACGUGUCGACGAUGCGCUUAAGCCUGACGUUAUCAAAUGGUCUGCCUUUUAUGAGCACCGCAUCAAGCUAGGAAGCAAAGUCAUCUUCCACCUCGAAGCAUUUGUGGCCAAGUUCAUGCGCAUCUAUGAAAGUUACCUGAUGGGAAUGGAUUUCUAA